Molecule: messenger RNA, 2036 nt
Organism: Mus pahari (shrew mouse)
Lineage: Eukaryota; Metazoa; Chordata; Mammalia; Rodentia; Muridae
Gene: Tlx1
Product: T cell leukemia homeobox 1
Exons: 3
Coding region: 235-1227 (330 amino acids)
Biological process (GO): animal organ development; regulation of transcription by RNA polymerase II
Cellular component (GO): nucleus
Molecular function (GO): DNA-binding transcription factor activity, RNA polymerase II-specific; RNA polymerase II cis-regulatory region sequence-specific DNA binding
Source: RefSeq, a predicted model, not a curated record
CCAGAGUCAACAGCGAGCGAGCAGCCGGAGAAGGGAAGGAGAAGCCGGAGAGGGGAAGAAUACAGCUCCCCCUCUCUCCUUCCCCUCCCCCCAACUUUGGCCCUUCUGCGCACUUCGCCUUCAAGUCUCAGCGCAGCCUGGAGCGGCGAUUGCCUCCGCGCUCCGACUCGCUGCCCGGGUAGUCCAGCGCAGCGAGCGCCCGCGCCCGGGCCCCCGCGUGGGGCCGGGGCCAGCAUGGAGCACCUGGGUCCGCACCAUCUCCACCCGGGCCACGCGGAGCCCAUCAGCUUCGGCAUCGACCAGAUCCUCAACAGCCCCGACCAGGGCGGCUGCAUGGGGCCCGCUUCGCGCCUCCAGGACGGAGACUACGGCCUUAGCUGUUUGGUCGGAGGCGCCUACACUUACGGCGGCGGGGGCUCCGCCGCUGGGGCGGGGGCCGGGGGCACUGGCGCUUACGGCGCCGGUGGCCCAGGUGGUCCCGGUGGUCCGGCGGGCGGUGGCGGCGGUGCCUGCAGCAUGGGCCCACUGCCCGGCUCCUACAACGUGAACAUGGCCUUGGCGGGCGGCCCUGGUCCGGGCGGCGGCGGCGGUGGCGGGGGUGCUGGUGGCGCCGGGGCGCUGAGCGCUGCAGGGGUGAUCCGGGUGCCAGCGCACAGGCCGCUAGCUGGAGCUGUGGCCCAUCCCCAGCCCCUGGCCACGGGCUUGCCUACUGUGCCUGCGGUGCCGGGUGUCAACAACCUUACCGGCCUCACCUUCCCCUGGAUGGAGAGUAACCGCAGAUACACAAAGGACAGGUUCACAGGUCACCCCUAUCAGAACCGGACGCCCCCUAAGAAGAAGAAGCCGCGCACCUCCUUCACGCGCCUGCAGAUCUGUGAGCUGGAAAAGCGCUUCCACCGCCAGAAGUACUUGGCUUCGGCGGAGCGCGCUGCUCUGGCCAAGGCGCUCAAAAUGACCGAUGCGCAAGUAAAAACCUGGUUCCAGAACCGGAGGACGAAAUGGAGGCGACAGACAGCAGAGGAACGUGAGGCCGAGAGGCAGCAGGCGAACCGUAUCCUCCUGCAGCUGCAGCAGGAAGCCUUCCAGAAGAGCCUGGCCCAGCCUCUGCCUGCAGACCCACUGUGCGUGCACAACUCCUCGCUAUUCGCCCUGCAGAACCUGCAGCCGUGGUCUGACGACUCCACAAAAAUCACCAGCGUCACUUCCGUGGCUUCGGCCUGCGAGUGAGGACCCAAGGCCCAUUGAGGGCUUUCCUGAGAACCAGAACUCUCGACACCCUUUCUGACUGCACGCAGGAGGGAAAUGGGGGCUUCUGGCAAGGCUCCCAAGCACCGCCUCCACACCCCUGCGGACACUUCCUGUCUUCGGUGGAAGAGGGCUGGGGAUACAGGCAAAGACAUCUUCCCAGAGCCUGUGUGAUCCUGCCCUCACACUGGAACAGUUCAGAAUCCUCUGUUUUCCUCUAUUUCAUAAAAUUUACUGAUUUUUAACAUGGGACAGAGAGACCCAAGGGAAGUGGGGUCCGGAAGGCUUCUGGGAUCCCCAGGCAGCCAUCUGUACUAAAGCUGGAAACCUCUCUAUUCCUCUCCUCGGAGGAGAGCCCGGAGGCCCACACAGAGGUGAUACCUCUGUCCCUCCUGGUAUCACCCCAGAGCCACACACAGGGGCCUAUGGCAGAGUGUCAAUGCACACACAGGAUCAUAGCAAAUGACCCUUGUUGCGAGGCAUAGUCUGGGGUGACUCUCAGACUCAGCCAAACAGCACGGACCUCAAACACAAGGCCAUAGUCACACAUAGUGGCACACACAACAGCUAAACAUGGCCUGUCAGGUCCUCAGCCACACAUCCCAGCGUCACCCAGGUAUGCACAGACAGGCUUUCACACAAACGCAGCCCAUUUCUCCAGAUCCUGUUUGGGGAGGGGGGUAAGUUAUGCCCUUAUAAGUUAAGCGCUUAUAAGGUGUUUCCUGUGUAACCAUUUUAUAAAGUGCUUGUGUAAUUUAUGUGGAAAAAUAAUAAAACCCUCCGGAUCAGGA